Messenger RNA from Medioppia subpectinata, 510 nucleotides. NCBI's taxonomy places the organism in Eukaryota, Metazoa, Arthropoda, Arachnida, Sarcoptiformes, Oppiidae. The record is from the annotation of a GenBank genome assembly.
UAUAAUGAUGGUAGGAUUGUGGGCGGAACGGACGCAAAGGCCGACCAGGCUUCAUUUCAAGUAUCAAUAUUUGCCUAUACUGGUUGGUUUGACUGGAUGCACAUUUGUGGCGGUUCAUUGGUCGGCCGUCGGUCAGUGGUGACGGCCGCCCACUGUUGUGAUAGUUUUAUAACAUCCGAAUUAGAGGCCAGAUAUGACGGCCUGGACUAUAGGACCCUUAAAACCAUAAACAAGGUAACAAAAAUUGAUACCCACGAGGGCUAUAAUUCCCAGAGUUAUGACUGGGAUUACUGUGUGCUGACACUACGAGACGAUAUCGUUAAGUCACCCACCGUUCAGACCAUCGAAUUGGCCACUAGUGUUCCGCCGCCCGGUUCUGCCGCUCAUUUGACCGGUUGGGGUGUGACUACUGAAUCUGGCUCAUCAUUAAAAGGCAUUUCGCUAGAUGUGCCAGAUGUCUUGCCCCAACCGGUAUCUUCUGUCGAGUCCAUCGUAAUAGGCUACCAAUAG